CAAAGGUAUCUCCUCCAUCCCUGCUCGCUCUAAACCACACUCACUAACCCACCCAGCAAUCAUCUCCACAAUCUUCUUCCACCGCCUCUUCGCGUCCGUCAAGCCCUCCGCACAACCGCAGGAAGUCCUGGACGUCACAUACCCCGCUGUCGAAGACGCAGAGCUAGACGCGCUGAUUGCUGAGAAAGUCGCAAAGCUUGUGGCGUCGUUGGACGCGAAUCAUAAUCAGGACGGCGGCGGCGGAUCUGCUGCGGGGGUAUAGGCAGUGGUGCUGCUGCGAUGGAUGCGGAGAAUACCUCGAGUUUCCACUCUUUGGCAGCAGAUAACCCUUCGUCUCUGCGCCCGUACGCAACAACAACAGCAGCAGCAGCAGCAGCAACAACGACAACAUUCACGAUCUCCGCGCUCCCUGCACACUCCACAUUCCCCUCCCCCACCAGCAAAAAAUCCCAACUCCUGCUCUCCUUCUACGAGAAGAAAACCCGCAACACAUGGUUCUCGAAAUCCGAAGAAGAAGUCUGCUGGGAACAAUGGACCAUCACCGUCUCUGCCGAACCCCCGCCGCGGAACGAGCAUGACCGGGCGAGGCUUGAUUGUGCUGCCGAAGCGCAGCUGCAGCAUGUGUUGAUGCAGAUCGUGGAGUUCGCGGGGGGAAUAAGGCGCAUAUCCCGUCGAUUACGACCGCGGAUGGGAAUCCGUUUCCGUACGCAAUCACGGUGCCGAGUGAGGCGGAGGAGAGUUGGGGGUCGGUGUUUAAAAAGAUAUUGGUUGAGUAGUAUGUAAUGAUAAAUGAUAGUAUUAUGAUAUGAUCCUGAACUCCUGCCCUCACCAUACUCCAAAAACAAACAGUUGUAUAUACACAGAUGCCUCUUCCAGCAGAGGACUAGUAAAGGUCAACGGCGCUUCUUCAAGAC
Molecule: messenger RNA, 914 nt
Organism: Myxozyma melibiosi
Lineage: Eukaryota; Fungi; Ascomycota; Lipomycetes; Lipomycetales; Lipomycetaceae
Exons: 1
Coding region: 280-783 (167 amino acids)
Biological process (GO): autophagosome assembly; autophagy
Cellular component (GO): phagophore assembly site
Source: RefSeq, a predicted model, not a curated record